Messenger RNA from Symbiodinium sp. CCMP2456, 341 nucleotides. NCBI's taxonomy places the organism in Eukaryota, Dinophyceae, Suessiales, Symbiodiniaceae. The record is from the annotation of a GenBank genome assembly.
GCCCCCCCGCUGCAGCCAAGUCUGUUGACUCGUUGCAGAGGCAGUCUCAGCCAUGGUCGUUCGACAUGUGGUCUCUGGGAUCCAUCCUCCUGGAGAUGGCCCUGGGCACCCCUCUGUGGCUCUCCUACAAGUGCCGGGUGGCUUCGGACCAGCGCAACAACGCGGCAGGUCUGGGGCUCUUCGCUGUUCCUGGCCGGGAUCCUGAGAAGAUCCUCCUGCGGCAGGCCGACGCCAUUUGCCAGCGCGGGCUUGCAGCGGUACUUCGGGGAGCACCGGGCGUGCCUUUGGAAGGCGGCGGGGAGUUUAAUGGACUGGACCUCCUGGAACGGAUGAUGGCCUGG